AUGGCCGGUCCAUCGAUUCAGGAUCGCACAGGCGAGUUCCACGCCAUCCUCGGUCAAGCCCAGAAACGCCUCGCGACUUCCAAGGUCGGCUCACAACGCCAGGCGUUGCUCUCGGAUUCGCAACGGAGACAGGCACAUGGAGAUCCAGAUGGGCAGGCGCAUGGCAAAAGAUCCCGGUCGGAGUUUGCCAAAAGAGCAGCGGAGAUUGGACGGGGAAUCACAGCGACAACGGCCAAGUUACAACGAUUGGCUGAGUUGGCCAAGCGAAAGACACUCUUCGACGAUAGACCCGUCGAAAUCUCCGAGUUGACCUACGUCAUCAAGCAGGACCUGGCGUCACUGAACCAGCAGAUCGCUUCUCUGCAGGCGCUCACAUUAUCGCAACAUCCAAAAUCCAAUCGCUCAAAGGCAGAUCAGGAGGGGGAGCACAAUGACAACGUCGUGGUUUUACUGCAGGGAAAGUUGGCGGAUGUCGGCGCGAAUUUCAAGGAAGUCCUCGAGGUGCGGACGAAGAAUAUUCAAGCGUCGCGAUCCCGGACAGAAAACUUCGUUUCAUCGGUCUCGUCAAAGUCUCAAGCCUUAGAACCGCAACGGUCCGAUUCUCCACUGUACAACCCCUCCGGGCGUCGGACACCCCAACCCGGCUUCCAGGGCGGAUCUUCCGACCUCCUAACCCUUGAUCCCGCAAAUCCCUCACCCCUAGGGCGGCCAUCUUUCCAAACAGAUCAGCAGCUAUUGGCCAUGGAGGAGGCGCAGACAAACAACACGUAUAUCCAAGCCCGAGGCGAAGCGAUCGACGCCAUCGAGCGCACCAUCAGCGAGCUCGGUGGGAUCUUCGGCCAGCUCGCGCAGAUGGUCAGCGAGCAGUCUGAGAUGAUCCAGCGCAUCGAUGCCAACACGGAAGAUGUGGUAGAUAAUGUUGAGGGAGCGCAACGGGAAUUAAUGAAGUAUUGGAGCCGCGUCUCGGGUAACCGAUGGUUGAUCGCCAAAAUGUUUGGCGUCCUAAUGAUUUUCUUCCUUCUUUGGGUGUUGAUAGCAGGAUAG
Messenger RNA from Aspergillus clavatus NRRL 1, 1044 nucleotides. RefSeq names its product t-SNARE syntaxin. Bases 1 to 1044 code for a protein of 347 amino acids. Gene Ontology annotation, cellular component: endomembrane system; SNARE complex; Golgi membrane. Gene Ontology annotation, molecular function: SNARE binding; SNAP receptor activity. NCBI's taxonomy places the organism in Eukaryota, Fungi, Ascomycota, Eurotiomycetes, Eurotiales, Aspergillaceae. Gene Ontology annotation, biological process: intracellular protein transport; vesicle fusion; endoplasmic reticulum to Golgi vesicle-mediated transport. The transcript is spliced from 4 exons. The record is from RefSeq and is a predicted model, not a curated record.